AUGCUGCGCUCCAUCACAUCACGAUCGUCGGUAGCCGCGGCAGGCCGUCUUGGUCUCGCAUCGUCUCGCUCCGCACAGGCCUCUAGCUUGCUACCAUCUCGCACCUUGACCAACUUUGCCCGGUCAAGAUCGCAGCUUGUUUCCUCUUUCAAGCUCGCACUCCCUCAGCAUGCUUUGAACCUUCACUCGCGGCACUAUGCCACUCCUGCUGAGGGUGGUGACAAGAAGAACCGUAACCCCAAGGAGCAGGAUGAUGAUGACAAGAAAAAGAAGAAGGACUUUGAAGAGUCAGUAGAGCGUGGUCUCAAGGAAGCACGUCAGGGCAAGGCUCGCGGUAGUCUCCCAGAGAACCUCAAGCGGUUUUUUGAGAGUGAUGACAAGAAAUCAACAUCAAACAAGAGCAACAAGGACCCCAAAGCACGCGAGGAGGAGAACGAUGUUGCAGAGCAAAAGAAGAACAAGGCAGGCAAGUCUUCAGGCGCUAAUGGCUCGGCAGGCGGAGGACCCAAUGGCCAGUACGCCGAGAUCCGCAUCAACGCCAGCACCAUCCUUGCCACCAUUAUUUCCACCUACCUUUUCUACCGUUUCACAUCACCUGAUCAGCCAAGUCGAGAGAUUACUUGGCAAGAGUUCCGCACCGCCUUCCUUGACAAGGGUCUCGUUGACCGCCUCGUUGUUGUCAACCGCUCCAAGGUCAAGGUUUACCUCCACUCGAACGCCACUGGCUCCAUGUACCCCUCCUCUGGCAAUGGUUCCACCUCUUCGGCAAGCGGUAGUGGCUACGCCGCCUACUGGUUCAGCCUCGGCUCCGUUGAGGCUUUCGAGCGACGUCUCGACGAGGCACAGCGUGAGCUUGACAUUCCUGGCAACGAGAGGAUCCCAGUCUCGUACCACGAAGAGAUCUCGACUGCUCAAACACUUCUUCACUUUGCACCCACCUUGCUCAUCGCCGGUUUCCUCUUCUGGAUGUCUCGACGAGCUGUCGGAGGUGCCAUGGGUGGCGGUGGCGGCGGUGGUCCAGGCGGCAUCUUUGGUAUCGGCAAGAGCAGAGCAAAGAUGUUCAACCAGGAGACAGAUGUCAAGACUAAGUUUAACAACGUCGCAGGUAUGGACGAGGCCAAGGAAGAGAUCAUGGAGUUUGUCAACUUCCUCAAGAAGCCCGAAAAGUACAAGAAGCUCGGCGCCAAGAUUCCUCGUGGUGCCAUUCUCUCCGGUCCUCCCGGUACCGGUAAGACCUUGCUAGCCAAGGCUACUGCCGGUGAGGCUGGUGUGCCAUUCUUGUCCGUUUCUGGGUCCGAGUUUGUAGAGAUGUUUGUCGGUGUCGGUCCAAGCCGUGUCCGAGACAUGUUUGCCAACGCCAAGAAGCACGCUCCUUGCAUCAUCUUCAUUGAUGAGAUCGAUGCUAUUGGUAAGAGCCGUGGAAAGGGAGGCAACUUUGGUGGUAACGAUGAGCGAGAGUCGACGCUGAACGAGUUGUUGGUGCAGAUGGACGGCUUCGGCACCGAGGAGCACGUCGUUGUGCUUGCUGGUACUAACCGACCGGAUGUACUUGAUGCUGCUUUGAUGCGUCCUGGUCGUUUCGAUCGACACAUUGCCAUUGACCGUCCUGACAUUUCGGGUCGUAAGGAUAUCUUCCUUGUCCACCUCAAGCCUUUGACGCUUCACUCGUCGACCGAUUGCGACUUGCUUGCCGAGAAGCUCAGUACCCUUACCCCUGGUUUCAGUGGUGCUGAUGUUGCCAACGUCUGUAAUGAGGCUGCGCUCAUCGCUGCUCGUGGUGGCGCCGAGUCGAUCGAGGAGCACCACUUCGAGCAGGCUAUCGAGCGUGUCAUUGCUGGUCUCGAGAAGAAGUCCCGUGUUCUCUCUCCCGAAGAGAAGAAGACGGUCGCAUACCACGAAGCCGGUCAUGCUGUCUGCGGUUGGUUCCUCGAGCAUGCUGAUCCUUUGCUCAAGGUUUCCAUCAUCCCUCGUGGUGUCGGUGCCCUCGGAUACGCCCAGUACCUUCCCAAGGAACGUUACCUCUUCUCUACCGAGCAGCUCAUCGACCGUAUGUGCAUGACCCUCGGUGGUCGUGUUUCCGAAGAAAUCUUUUUCACCACCAUCACCACCGGUGCUCAGGACGAUCUUUCCAAGAUCACCCGUAUGGCCUUCGAAAUUUGCGCUUCUUACGGUAUGAACAAAGAACUCGGCCCUAUCUCCUAUCGCACCGAACAGGAGUCGAUGCACAAGCCUUACUCUGAACGAACUGGUGAAAUGCUCGACUUUGAAGUGCGCAAGAUGGUCGCCGAAGCUCACAAGCGUACCACCCAGCUGCUUACUGAUCGCAAGGCCGAUGUUGAGAAGGUGGCAAAGCUCUUGUUGGAGAAAGAAGUGAUUACGAGAGAGGAUAUGAGGAACUUGUUGGGUCCUAGACCUUUCAGUCAUGCAGAUGAGGCGGAUCAAUAUCUGGAUAAGAAGGGCAGGUUGAAGAGGAAGGGUGAGAUCAGUGCUCCUCCUCCGCCGCCUGAGGAUUUUCCUACUCCCGGGCUUGCUAGUAAAAAGGUCGAGGAUAAGCUUUAG
This is a messenger RNA of Ustilago hordei, 2559 nucleotides long. RefSeq names its product putative AFG3 - protease of the SEC18/CDC48/PAS1 family of ATPases (AAA). Gene Ontology annotation, molecular function: zinc ion binding; ATP binding; ATP-dependent peptidase activity. Gene Ontology annotation, biological process: protein-containing complex assembly; regulation of apoptotic process; mitochondrial protein processing. The record is from RefSeq and is a predicted model, not a curated record. Bases 1 to 2559 code for a protein of 852 amino acids. The transcript has a single exon. Gene Ontology annotation, cellular component: membrane; m-AAA complex. Lineage: Eukaryota; Fungi; Basidiomycota; Ustilaginomycetes; Ustilaginales; Ustilaginaceae.